Molecule: messenger RNA, 1387 nt
Organism: Pungitius pungitius (ninespine stickleback)
Lineage: Eukaryota; Metazoa; Chordata; Actinopteri; Perciformes; Gasterosteidae
Product: histone PARylation factor 1
Exons: 8
Coding region: 106-1161 (351 amino acids)
Biological process (GO): regulation of protein ADP-ribosylation; DNA damage response
Cellular component (GO): nucleus
Molecular function (GO): poly-ADP-D-ribose binding; histone binding
Source: RefSeq, a predicted model, not a curated record
CAGCCAGACCUCCGGGGGGCAGUGCCGCGCUUUAAGGCGCCACCGCAGAGGCUGCUGAUUUCAACCCGCAGAAGAAGACGGCGACUGUGAGACAAGAGGAAGAAAAUGACAGGGCGCGCAAAAAGAAAACCCAAAUCCAGUCAGGACUUGGGUAUAGGCAAUGGGGAGUUGAAGAAAGCCCGUACGGAGGAAUCCCGAGCCUCGGCGGCGCCAGCGCGUUCAGACCAACGCGAUGAGAUGCUUCAACUGUACAAGCUUCAAAUGCCAGAAGAUCUGUACCACUUCUGGGACUUCUGCAAGGAGCUGUGUCCCGGCAACCCACGGGGGGCUCUAAAAGACGCGCUGGGUUUGCAGCUGGUUGGUCCCUUCGACAUCCUGGCAGGAGCGCACAAAGGCGCCGACAAUCCUCAGCCCAACUUCCACCUCCACUGGCGGUAUUUAUACGACCCGCCGGAGUUCCAGACCAUCCUCCUGGGGAGUGGAGACACUCAGCAUCACAUCGGCUACUACAGAGACGCUCCAGACUCCCUCCCUGUGUUCGUGGGGGGGAAUGAAGCCAAGAAAGGGUGCGCCAUCGCGCAGAUGGGAGACAACGUGUUUGCUGCAGUCCUCCUGUAUCAGUCGGGGAGGAGGAAAGAGAGGGGCAGCAAGAGAGCCGGAGGAGAGGCCUCGGACGGCCUGGAGGCCCGGCUGAGGGACAGAGCAGAGACGCUGGGCUUGUCCCUAGAGCAGAAGACCAAAGCCAUGAAGCAGAGGGACAAGAAGGUGGUCACCAAGACGUUCCAUGGUGCCGGCAUCGUUGUACCUGUAGACAAGAACGAUGUGGGAUACAGAGAACUACCAGAAACCGAUGCUGGCCUGAAAAAGAUCCUCAAGGCGAUCGCAGAGGCCCGAAACGACGAAGAGCGCGUCAAAGCCUUCGGCCCUCUGCAGGAGAUGGUCACAUUCGUUCAGUUUGCCAACGACGAGUGCGACUACGGCAUGGGAUAUGAGCUAGGAAUGGACCUCUUCUGUUACGGAUCCCACUAUUUCCACAAAGUCAUCAGGCAGCUUCUGCCCAUGGCCUACAGCCUCCUGAAACGCAAUCUGUUUGGGGAAAUUCUGGAGGCUCACCUGUCCAGCCGCGGCAAAGACCAGCUGGACCAGCUCUCGGCACAUUAAAAGAAAGAAGAAGAAGAAGAAAAAACAGACUGAGAAGUACGCCCCCCACAACCCCCGUCCCAGUCUGUUUGUUAUUGUUCAUGUUUUUUGGUGGUUUUGGUGCUGUCAUUAAUUGGAACCAGUUCAAUGAUGAUCUUGUUUGUAAAAGGUAGAUGUCUAAUAAAGUAUUUUUAUAUAUUUUUCAGUCUGCUUUUUAAACUUUCUCCUUCUUCACUGUAUUGUUUUG